This is a messenger RNA of Clunio marinus, 1548 nucleotides long. The record is from the annotation of a GenBank genome assembly. Lineage: Eukaryota; Metazoa; Arthropoda; Insecta; Diptera; Chironomidae.
UUUCGAACACAUUGUAAAAGAAGAUCGAAUGAAAUAAAUAAACAAAUAAAAUAUCGUGUUAAAAUGGAAUCAAUGGAUAUAGAUGAACUGAAGACUCAAACAAUACAAGCAAGGUUUGUAUCAGAUGCAGGAGAAGAAGUGGGACCGCCUGUAGAUUUGCCAAUAUCAGUUGAUGUGCAACAGUUAGAAUUAAUCUGCAAUGCGCUUUUAAAAAACGAUGACCCCAUUCCGUAUUUAUUCUUCAUCAAUGACAACGAAGUUAAGAAGAAUUUACGAGAUACAUUGGAUUCCAAAACAACCAGCAUCGAAGAUGUUCUCAAUAUUGUUUAUCAACCUCAAGCAACUUUUCAUGUUCGACCAGUAACAAGAUGUACAAGUUCAAUGCCAGGACAUUCAGAAUCUGUUGUUGCCUUAAGCUUCAGUCCAGAUAGUCUUCAUUUAGCAAGUGGUUCUGGUGAUCAAACCUUAAGACUUUGGGAUUUGACAACUGAAACACCUCACUUCACGUGUACGGGACAUAAAAAUUGGGUUCUUGUUGUUUCAUGGUCACCCGAUUCAAAGAAAAUUGCAAGUGCAUGUAAAUCUGGUGAAAUUAGAAUUUGGGAUCCAGACACAGGAGCAUUAAUGGGAAAGCCAAUGGUUGGCCACAAGAAAUGGAUUAAUUGUCUUAGUUGGGAACCUUAUCAUCAGAAUCCAGAUUGCAGGAAAUUAGCAAGUGCUGGUAAUGACAAUGAUGUCAGAAUAUGGGACACGGUUUUAGGCAGUUGUAUUAAAGUGUUAUCUGGACAUACAGCUUCGGUUACUGCUGUUAGAUGGGGUGGUUCUGGACUCAUUUAUACAUCAUCUCGUGAUCGAACAUGUAAAAUGUAUCGAGCAGAUGACGGAGUUUUAUGUAAAACGUUCACUGGACAUGCACAUUGGGUGAAUAAUCUUGCUUUAAAUACAGAUUAUGUUUUAAGAAUUGGACCUUUUGCUCCUACUUCAAAGACUUCAUCAAAGAAGAAACAAGAUAAAGAAGAAUUACGUAAGCAAGCGAUGGAAAGAUAUCAGAAAGUUUGUCCUGACGGAAUUGAAUCAUUUGUAUCAUGUUCUGAUGAUUUUACGCUUUAUUUAUGGCGAUCUGAUCAGAAACAAUCAAUAACACGAAUGACUGGACAUCAGAAUGUUGUUAAUGAUGUUAAAUAUUCUCCAGAUGUUAGAACGAUAGCUUCAGGAUCAUUCGACAAAUCCAUUCGAUUAUGGAGAGCUCAUGAUGGUGGAUUUAUAACAGCAUUACGUGGCCAUGUUCAAGCUGUUUACACAAUAGCAUGGUCAGCAGAUUCCCGUCUUGUUGUUAGUGGAAGUAAAGAUUCAACUUUAAAGGUUUGGAGUUUAAAGACAAAGAAACUUGAACAAGAACUUCCUGGACAUGCUGAUGAAGUUUAUGCAGUUGAUUGGGCACCUGAUGGAUCUCGAGUUGCAUCAGGUGGAAAAGAUAAAGUGUUGAAAAUGUGGGCUCAUUAAAAUAAUUUAACUCAAAUAAAUUUUUUUUCUUAAGAAUUCAAUUAA